AUGUCUGAUAGCGAGUCAUUCUCCGAGCGUGAGCCCAAUGCGUUCGAUGAGGAGUCAUCAAACGGUCUCUUUGACUCCGAUGACGAAGCGGCAGGGCCUGAUGCCGAGGACGGAAGUGAUACCGAUGUUGAGAUACUCGGUGAAGGGCCCAACUCCGUUCCUACACACGGCAUUGGAAAGGGGCUAAUGACCGCUCCGGUGCCGUUGUCUAUUGUUUAUAUCGACGGUCGCCAUGUGGGCCUAGGCAUGCCUGGGGAGGCGAGCGCUAGUCGCCAGUCAGAGGCCUCCACUUCUGGCCGUGGAGAGUCAGUUGCCGAACCAUCUCUUCGGCCGAGGGUUUCGGUAGUCUAUCCCAGCAAUCCUAGGAUGCCGAUGGGAGUUCCGAAGGAGCUCGUCUUCGGCGUAGAUUAUUUGGAGCCUAACAGGAUCACCGAGAGGGAGAUUGUGAAGUUCCGUGCCGAGUACUUUAUACCAGAUUCGGUAAGCAUGAGGAUCCCAAAUCCUAUCGAAUCUCUAAGCAAUCCGAAGGAUGGCGAAGUCGUCUUUUUCACGGACGUACUUCUACAAGGAGUGAGGCUCCCUCUGCAGCCCGCCGUUCAGAGGAUCCUGGCGCAGAUAGGCUAUGCUCCCGACCAGUUCAACCCCAACUUCUGGGUAGCGCUAAUGGGUGUGGUCAUAGCCUUCGGUAUGGCUGACGAGGGAGAGCCUUCGUACGAGCAGUUCUCCCAUCUGUACAGCGUUACAAAGUCGAAGUAUGCCGAUCACGGGGGUUGGGUUCAGGCUAACUGCCUGAAGGUUACCGAGCGCGGCCAUUUUGUCAACGCCGUGCCAACCUCCCGGAAGAUGUGGAGGAAACGGCGGGUGCUUUUGUCCGGUGAUUGGGAGUCGCCCUCGGGACAUCCCGUCCGUUUCCACAUUCCCACUACCUUCCAAAUUGCCGGUAGGCCAUCCUACCGUUCGCCGAGCGCUACACAAGUGGAGAUUCGGCAGAUCGAGCCGGUGAGGCUGAAGGUCCCUGCCGUGGAUAAAAUUUACCCGAAGUUCCUCUUCACCGCCAAUCUCAUCAAAGCUCAACUUGUCAACCCUGCCGAGAUGACCGAGGAGAGGAGGACUGCUGAGGCGAAGAGGAUGAACGAGUCCUCCAAACGGCAUCUCAUGCUCGGCAUGCAGGGCAAGAAGAAAAAGGGGCGGCAGUCGGAAACGACACCAGCGUCUUCGGGAGGAGUUGACCCCGAGGACCUAACCCUCAACGAGCGUCGUCGACAGAUGAACGUUGAAUCAGCGGAUGCCGAAGCGGUUGCUGCCCGUCCGUCUCCCAACCGAGGUAUGCCUACCGAGGGUACCUCCUCCAAAGCUGCCGGCAAAAGGCCAUUCACCGUCGAUCUGGAUGCCGAUCCCGCUCCCAAGCGUGGGCGACCUGCCGAGCCUGCUAGGGCCAUCUUUGCUGCCAAGGACGACGAGGCGACUCUCGAAGCUGUCACUCUGGCCUGUCCUUCGAAGACUGUACAGUUUGUGAACCACAUGAUCCUUGGUUCACAAAUGGAGCUGUCCGAGAUCGAGGACCUGCUGAAGAAGCUCCUUCGGGAGGAGGCCGGCCGCGCCUUCCGUCUUCAAGCCUUUUUACCGUUCGUUUACAUCGCCUGA
Molecule: messenger RNA, 1644 nt
Organism: Prunus armeniaca (apricot)
Lineage: Eukaryota; Viridiplantae; Streptophyta; Magnoliopsida; Rosales; Rosaceae
Source: the annotation of a GenBank genome assembly